This is a messenger RNA of Danaus chrysippus (African queen), 1653 nucleotides long. Lineage: Eukaryota; Metazoa; Arthropoda; Insecta; Lepidoptera; Nymphalidae. The record is from the annotation of a GenBank genome assembly.
AUGCAGUUUUACAAGGAAAGGAUUCUUAACGCUGCUCAGUUAAAAAGACUCAGUGAACACAAAUAUUCGUGUACGAGUGCUAGUAUUCUAGAUGCUUGGCUUCAACCUUGGUGGUGCUGGCUAGUCUCUAAGACGCCGCUAUGGCUUGCUCCGAAUCUCAUUACUAUUCUAGGAUUAAUAGUGAAUAUAGUUACUACUCUCAUAUUGGUCUGGUAUAGUCCAGAUGCAAGACAGGAACCGCCGCAGUGGGCCUUCGCCCUCUGCGCGUUGGGAGUGUUCGUAUACCAAAGCCUGGACGCUAUUGACGGCAAGCAGGCUCGAAGAACCGGCAGCCAGUCACCACUAGGAGAACUCUUCGAUCAUGGCUGUGACAGUAUAUCAACAGUUUUCAUCGCACUGGGAGCCUGUAUAGCUGUGAAGCUCGGGGAAUAUCCUACGUGGAUGUUCUUUCAGUGUUUCUGCGCUAUGACGUUAUUUUAUUGCGCUCAUUGGCAAGCAUACGUCACUGGCACCCUCAAAAUGGGCCGCAUUGACGUCACCGAAGCCCAGUACACAAUCAUAGGGAUCCAUCUCAUAUCAGCAACCCUUGGACCAGACGCCUGGGCAACUAAGAUCGGCUCGCUGGAGGCUCGCUACUCACUAGGUGGCGCUGCUGUGCUGGGGGCUACCCUGACGCUUGGCGCUCUAGGAGCAGCCAUCGCCAGAGGGGGGGUCGGCAAGAAUGGAUCCACUGUCGCUAUUCAGGGUUUAGAUAUACCGUUGCGGCUGAUCGCGUGUACCUUAACGUUUUCAACGGCGUUGUACUUUGUCGUCAACUUCGCCGCCUCCUUCAGGCACAGGGGCUGUGGCAAGAACGGAUCCACUGUGGCCGUAAGACAUAUGCACAUGCAUGCACAUGUGGCCAUGCACAUGUCGCAUGUCAUGCACAUUAUGCGCUGGUUACGGUUGCCAUCUACCGGCGUCGGUCUGAACCUGUUGUCGAAUUACGCUGUGGUGCUGGUGACAGGCACCAUCGUCCUCGGAUACGUUAAGGUCAUUAUGAAAGGCGGGGUCGGCAGGAACGGCUCGACGGUCGCAGUAAGAGUUUUAUUAUCACCAAUCGGUGACACGAUACGGCUAAAAGCAUGUUUGUUUCCCGUGGAAGCCGCUCGGGUUUAUCUUCCUUCCAAGAUCAAGCUACAGCCGUUAUAUUUCCAGGGUACCAGUAUCCUGUCCCCGGUGAUACCAUUCUCCUUGGUGGUAGUACCAGCGUUUAUCAUCUUCCAGAAGAGCGAGUCCCAAGUCUAUGAGAACCAUCCCGCCUUGUAUAUUAUAGCGUUCGGUAUGGUUACCGCUAAAGUAACAAAUCGCCUUGUGGUGGCGCAUAUGACGAAGAGCGAGAUGGAAUACUACGACUGGUCGCUCCUGGGCCCAGCCAUGCUAUUCCUCAACCAGUACUUUAACCACGCACUGCCCGAGUAUUACGUGCUUUGGCUUUGCACGAUAUGGGUGGUAGUUGAGCUGAUCCGUUACUGUGGUCAGAUAUGUCUGGAGAUAUGUGACCAUCUGCACAUCAGUCUGUUCAGGAUAACGAGACAAACGCCGGCAACAGCGUCGCCUCACGAUAAGAACGGUACGAACAGGGGCAGGAGGGCCAAGAGGGUGCCCGCUUAG